This is a messenger RNA of Trichoderma reesei QM6a, 1590 nucleotides long. RefSeq lists its product as uncharacterized. NCBI's taxonomy places the organism in Eukaryota, Fungi, Ascomycota, Sordariomycetes, Hypocreales, Hypocreaceae. Bases 1 to 1590 code for a protein of 529 amino acids. The record is from RefSeq and is a predicted model, not a curated record. The transcript has 5 exons. Gene Ontology annotation, molecular function: monooxygenase activity; iron ion binding; oxidoreductase activity, acting on paired donors, with incorporation or reduction of molecular oxygen.
AUGCUGUCCUUCAGCGUACAACACGCCGUCACCUGGCUGGGGCUCCUAUUGGGGGCGGGAGCCUUCUAUCUCUUCUCCGUCGCCAUCUACCGCAUCUUCUUCCACCCUCUCGCCAAGUAUCCCGGCCCUCUCAUCGCCAAGCUCACGGAUGGCUACCAGCUGUACCACGCCUGGAAGGGCGAUCGUCACCUGCAAUUUUGGCGACUGCACCAGAAAUACGGCAAGGUUGUCCGCUACGGCCCCAACUCUCUCUCCUUCAGCACCAACCAGUCCCUCAAGGACAUCUACGGCUUCAAGUCCAACGUCCGCAAGGCCGAGUUCUACAACUCCUUUGCCCACCCCGUUGCCAACACCCACAACACGCGCGACAAGGACGUCCACGCCCGCAAGCGCCGCGUGCUGUCUCACGCCUUUUCCGAGAGCGCCAUGAAGGAGAUGCAGCGGUACAUCCUCAACAACAUCCGCACCUUUUGCGAGCAGAUUGGUAUCCAGGACGGCACCAGCGACUCCAAGGGAUGGACACAGCCGCGAAACAUGGCCAACUGGUGCAACUACCUUGCUAUGGAUAUUCUCGGUGAUUUGAGCUACGGCAAGGCGUUUCACAUGCUGGAGAGCCCAGAUAACCGCUUUGCCCUGGAUUUGGUUGAGGCCGCCACUACCAGGCAUCUCCUUUGCGGCACCAUGCCCAUCGUCGACAAGCUCAAGUUUGACAAGAUCAUGUUCCCCAAGCUGGCCGCCGGACGUGCCCGCUACAUGGCCUACAGCAAGGCUCAGCUGACCGAGAGAACCAAGCUGGGUGAAGAGACGGACCGCCGCGACUUCUUCUACUACCUCCUCAAGGCUCGCGAUCCCGAAACCGGCCAGGGCUUUUCCACCCCCGAGCUGUGGGGAGAGUCCAACCUGCUCAUCAUUGCCGGAUCCGACACAACCUCGACUGCCAUGGCUUCCACCCUGUUCUACCUCACCCGCAACUCCCACGCACUGAAGAAGGUCACCGAUGAAAUCCGAGGCAAGUUCAACGACGUCGAGGAAAUUGUCCAGGGCCCCACCCUCGCAUCAUGCACCUAUCUGCGUGCCUGCAUCGACGAAGCCAUGCGCAUGUCUCCCUCUGUCGGCGGCAUCCUCCCUCGUGAAGUCCUGCCCGGUGGCAUCACCAUUGACGGCGAGGUCAUCCCCGCCGGAAUGGUCGUCGGAACCCCUCACUACAACAUCCACCACAACGAAGCCUACUACCCCCAGCCUUUCAUGUAUGCCCCCGAGCGCUGGAUCAACGGCGCCGUCAACCCUGCCACCCAGAGGACCACGACCGCGGACGACGUCGCCGUGGCCCAGAGCGCCUUCUGCCCUUUCAGCAUUGGACCCCGUGGCUGCAUUGGCAAGGGAUUGGCUUAUGUCGAGAUGACCCUGACGCUUGCCCGGGCCUUGUAUCUCUACGAUGUGAGGAGAGCGGUUGGCGUUCAGGAUCCUAGCGAAGGCCGUGCCGACCUGGAAUGGGGCCGACACCGUCCUGAUGAGUUUCAGCUGGCCGACAUCUUUACCAGUGCUAAGAAGGGGCCCAUUGUUGAGUUUAGAUUGGCCGAGAAAGCUUAA